This is a messenger RNA of Pichia kudriavzevii, 3114 nucleotides long. RefSeq lists its product as uncharacterized. Gene Ontology annotation, biological process: proton export across plasma membrane; intracellular potassium ion homeostasis; regulation of membrane potential. Gene Ontology annotation, molecular function: sodium:proton antiporter activity. The coding region runs from base 1 to 3114 and encodes 1037 amino acids. The transcript has a single exon. NCBI's taxonomy places the organism in Eukaryota, Fungi, Ascomycota, Pichiomycetes, Pichiales, Pichiaceae. The record is from RefSeq and is a predicted model, not a curated record. Gene Ontology annotation, cellular component: plasma membrane.
AUGGUUUGGGAUCAACUAGAUACUUCUAAAACACAUGUUGCCUAUGCAAUUGUUGCUGUAUUUUCUACCAUUUUUGCUUUAUGUUCCCUUUUUGUGAAAGAAAAAUUAUAUUUGGGUGAGGCGUCGGUGGCCACCCUUUAUGGCCUUAUUGUCGGGCCGCAUGCCUUGAAUUGGUUCAAUCCAUUUACUUGGGGUAAUUAUUUUAAUAUUACAUUAGAAAUAUCAAGAAUUCUUCUAUGUGUCGAAAUCGUUGCAGUUUCAGUGGAAUUACCCAAGAAAUACGUGUUGCAUCACUGGUUUCCGCUUUUUCUAUUGCUAAUUCCGUGUAUGACUGCUGGUUGGUUAAUUAUUGGUGCUUUUGUGUAUGCAAUCAUUCCAGGUUUAACUUUUGGCUACGGAUUAUUAAUUUCUGCUUGUGUCACGGCAACAGACCCAAUUCUUGCUCAAGCGGUUGUCGGUAAAGGUAAGUUUGCGAAAAGAGUCCCGGCUCAUUUAAGGAACUUACUAUCUGCUGAAUCGGCAUGCAAUGACGGUGUUUCUGUCCCAUUUGUUUAUCUUGCGCUUAAUAUUAUUCUGCAUGAGGGUGAUGCUUCCAAGAUUGCUAAAAAUUGGAUAUGCGUUACUGUUCUAUACGAGUGUCUCUUUGGUGCUAUUAUGGGUGCCAUUUUCGGUUAUUCAUGCAGAAAAGCUUUGCGCUUUGCUGAAGGACAUGAUUUAAUUGAUCGUGAGUCUUUCCUUGCCUUCUAUAUUAUGUUGGCCACUUUGUGUGCAGGAUUUGGCUCUAUUUUGGGGGUUGAUGAUUUGUUAGCAUCAUUUGCUGCUGGAACAGCAUUCUCGUGGGAUGGAUGGUUUACUGAUCGAACAGAAGAAUCCAACGUUUCGACAGUUAUCGAUGUCUUAUUGAACAUGGCAUAUUUCGUUUAUUUUGGUACAAUUGUUCCUUGGAGUGAUUUUAACAAUGCCGAAUUGGGCCUGAAUUGUUGGAGAUUAAUUUGUCUAGCUAUUGUUGUUCUUCUUUUAAGAAGACUCCCAGCAGUACUGCUAACUAAAUUCAUAAAUCCGGAUUUGAAAAACUGGAAGGAAGCUUUCUUCGUUGGUCAUUUUGGUCCAAUUGGUGUGGGUGCAGUGUUUGCAGCAAUUAUAGCUAUAGCUGACUUGGAAGCCGAUAUCUUGCAUAUAUCGCAUGGUCCGACAACGAAUUAUCCAACAGAAUCGGAAUAUUAUCAGUUGAUUCGAAUUAUCUGGCCUACGGUAUGCUUUUUAAUCAUUACAUCCAUCAUUGUUCAUGGUUCUUCGGUUGCAGUUCUGGUUCUAGGUAGACAGCUACAGUCUAUGACGUUUACUAUGACAUGGACUAAGGCGGAAAGUGGAGAUAUUAGAAGUGGAAAUUGGUUUAACAGAUUACCCAAAAUCGAAAGAUCUGGAACCUCUUUUUCGAUCAAACGGAUUGACACCAUGGCUCCUUCAGAGGAAGGGGAGUUUUAUUCGGGAUCUAGUGACGAGAAAUUUGCAGAUGAAAAACAGAAUGCUAGACUCAAUGCUAAUAUUGGAAUGGAAAGAUUCAAUGAGAUUAGUGCCAAUCCAACCAUUGAAACUUCUGGUGUGCCUGUUAAGCCGAGCGGGGGUGCUAACAGAAAGAAGAAGAAGAGAUUGCUCAAACAUAAAAGAAGUAAAAAGAGGAAGGCACCACCCGUUUCUGAAACUUUAGACCUAAAAAAUGGGCGUAAAAACCAUCCUGAUGAGGAUCGUGAAGCUAAUAAAGAUGAUGUUGAUGAAAAACAGGAUACGAUUUAUUAUCCAGUUGGUAAUGAGCCAUCGAUUUCUUCAAAAAACAACUCUAUCUCCGAGAUUGACGAAGCCACAAAUGUGCCAUUAGAUAAGCAGAAAAAGCUGGUACUGCCUCUCCAGAAAAUUAUUUCUAAUGCCACUCAACAUAGUGAUACUUCAAAAGAAGUAAUUGCAAAUGAUAUGGAAGGUACAAUUCAUGUUAAUCCUGAGGCUAUGAAGAAAAUUUCAGAAAACUUUGAAAUCGAUGAGGAUGACAUUAAGCCUGUUUAUGAUGAAGAUGGACAAUUAAGGAUACCAACACAAGCGAUCAAUUAUAAAGAUAAACUAGUUAUAGAAGAUCAACAUGGUGAGGUUUUGCAUACUGUUCCAAGUCGAAAUAGCACUUUAAGUUCAGCCUCCCGUUCGAACUCUUUAAGAUCACGCUCAGGUACAGUUAGAAAGCUUGCUACAAGUCUUGGCUUUUUUCCCUCUAGUGAAGCAGAAGAAAAAAAGGAACAAAAUGACUCAGCAGAUAACAUUGAUGAGCCGCCUAGUAUUGCUAAUGUGCUAGAAAAGGAGCCAUCGAAAAGAUCGACGACGUACAAAUCGAAAGGAAAAUCCAGAUCCAAUACAACAGCCUCAAAGAGUGCGCUGGAGAAAGUCAUUGACUUUGGUGAUGUUUUACUGCAAAAAAAUGUUGCUCCUCGUAGAACGAAAAAAUUACAUGGCUUUAGAGUUGAUGAUGAUAUUAUCAUUGAAAAUGAAGAUGGAGAAAUUCUAGGUAGAUACAAAGUCAACGUCAAGAAACAGAAGGCUCUUGAAGCCAAAGAAGGAUUAAGUGAAGACCAAUAUAAUAGGAAUUUAGUUGGUAAGGCAUUGAAGUAUUUUGGUUUGAAGAAAAGAAGGGAAAUACUCGAUGAAGAAAUGAAUCAAAUGACUAAUGGUGAUUUAAUUCCCGGUGACGGAGAAGUUGUUGACUUGGGUAUUGAAGAUAAAAUCAAACAUUUCAUCAAUGCUGACUCCAGUCAAGCUGUUGUUACAUUGCCCCCUCAUUUGAGGAAAUCACAUCUCUCAAGCUCUGAGAGAAACGCUGGAUUACGUUCUAAUAGGAACAAACAAGACUCUAGGAAUUGUUAUGAAGAAACAACAUCGGAAGAGUAUAAUUCUCACCAAAAUGAUGAUAGUUUUGAGGAUAGCUCAUCCAAUAAUAGCACUUAUUCCUCAGAUUCAAGAGACGUUUCACUUGAACCGUCAGAUCCGUUGUAUUCUGAGUCUAAGUUUGAAAAAGCCAGAAGGUCUGCGGCAUUAGAUAAAUCCAGACGUAAAUCCGAUGAUGAAGAGGAAUGA